Messenger RNA from Arachis duranensis, 678 nucleotides. RefSeq lists its product as uncharacterized. Gene Ontology annotation, molecular function: nucleic acid binding. NCBI's taxonomy places the organism in Eukaryota, Viridiplantae, Streptophyta, Magnoliopsida, Fabales, Fabaceae. The transcript has a single exon. The record is from RefSeq and is a predicted model, not a curated record. The coding region runs from base 1 to 678 and encodes 225 amino acids.
AUGCCGCUAGUGGAGUUUGCGUAUAAUAACAGUUACCAUGUGAGUAUCGGAAUGGCUCCGUAUGAGGCUUUGUAUGGGAGAAAGUGUCAAUCCCCACUAUGCUGGUAUGAAUAUGAGGAAACAAGUUUGUUAGGGCUUAAGUUAGUAGCUGAAACUGCUGAACAAAUUAAGAAAAUUCGAAGCCAAAUGCUUACCGCUCAGAGUCGCCAAAAUAGCUACGCCAAUCGGAGACGAAAAUCGUUAGAAUUUGAUGAAGGAGAUUAUGUAUUCCUAAGUGUUACUCCAAUAACAGGAGUGGGAAGAGCAAUUAAGGCAAAGAAAUUAAAUCCUCGUUAUAUCGAUCCGUUUCAGAACCUGAAGAGAAUUGGGCCGGUGGCGUAUCGAAUAGCUCUACCACCACAUCAUUCGAACCUGCACGACGUGUUUCACGUGUCGCAGCUUCAGAAAUACACCUUUGAUGCUAGCCAUAUUUUAGAACCUGAAUCUGUUCAAAUGAAAGAGGAUUUAAUGCUUCAAGUGACUCCGGUUCGAAUUGAUGACACUAGUAUUAAGCGAUUAUGCGGAAAGGAAGUCUCAUUAGUAAAAGUUGUUUGGAGUCGAGCUGAAAUUGAGGAACACACUUGGGAACUUGAGUCAAAAAUGAGAAAAGACUAUCCACACCUAUUUUCAGGUAACUGA